Molecule: messenger RNA, 894 nt
Organism: Ilex paraguariensis (yerba mate)
Lineage: Eukaryota; Viridiplantae; Streptophyta; Magnoliopsida; Aquifoliales; Aquifoliaceae
Source: the annotation of a GenBank genome assembly
AUGGUGUCAAAAGAUCCAGAACCCAUUUUAUCUUCUCCUUCCCUUCCCACAAGCAGAUGGUGGUCGAAAGAGACGGUGGCCGUAGUGACGGGAGCAAACAAGGGUAUUGGGUUUGCACUGGUAAAAAGGUUAGCAGAAUUGGGAGUAACUGUGAUUUUAACAGCCAGAGAUAAUGUAAAGGGACUCAAAGCAGUUGAGUCACUCAUAGAUCAAGGACUCCAUGUACACUUCUUUUGCCUUGAUGUCUCAGAACUUGUAUCCAUCAAAGCAUUUGCAUCCUGGUUUCAAGAGACAUUUGGAGUACUUGAUAUACUAGUAAACAAUGCAGCUGUAUCUUUCAAUGACAUUCAUGAGAACUCGGUAGAACAUGCCGAGACAGUGAUGAAGACAAAUUUCUAUGGAACAAAAUUACUGACUGAAACCCUCUUGCCCAUGUUUCGUCGCUCAGCUUCUAUGAGUCGUAUACUUAAUAUUAGCUCAAGACUCGGCCUACUUAAUAAGCUCCAAAAUCCAAGUAUAAGAGAGACACUUGGUGAUGAAGAAAGGCUGUCGGAGGAUCACAUCCAAGACAUGGUCGUUACGUUUCUUGAUGAUGUGAAGAGUGGCACAUGGCGAAGCAAAGGGUGGCCAAAAGUGUGGACCGAUUACGCCGUGUCAAAGCUUGCCCUGAACGCAUACUCAAGGAUCAUGGCAAAACGCUAUCAAGGCCGCGGUUUGAGUGUUAAUUGCUUCUGUCCAGGUUUUACGCAGACAUCGAUGACUCGUGGUAAGGGUGAUCAUACUGCAGAUGCCGCCGCAGCCGUCGGGGCUGACCUAGUCUUGCUUCCACCUGAGGAACUGCCAACCGGAAAGUUUUAUAUAGGUUCCAGGUUAAGUGCAUAUUCUAAGUUAUAG